AUGUCUACUACUCAGACCAUCGAUGUUAGUCAAUCUGUUGUGCCCACUGUGGCCGACUCAGAGCAAGAUACAAGCGCCCAUGCCGCCCUCGCAACAGGCGGAUAUGAGUUCCCAGGCAUCCCAAAGAUCGAUGACCCUUACAAGAAGCGCCAGUGGCAGCUCGAGCACAUGGCUGGCGCAUUCCGCGUUUUUGCCCGCAAGGGCUUCACAGAGGGAACAAGUGGUCACAUCAGCGUGCGCGACCCAGUAGACCCAACGACCUUCUGGAUUAACCCGAUGGGGAUACACUUUGGCAUGUUGAAGGCCAGCGACAUGGUCCAGAUCGAUGCGAACGGUCAGGUCAUCGGCGGCAAUAAAACCGCCGUGAAUGCAGCUGGCUUCAUGAUCCAUAGCGCGAUCCAUCGUGCCCGACCGGAUAUCCAUGCUGCAUGUCACACCCAUUCACCGGCUGGUAAGGCAUGGUCGACCUUUGGCAGACCGCUCGAUAUCAUCAGCCAGGACACUUGUAUCCUCUGGGGUACGCAAGCGGUCUACAAGGCCUUCGGUGGUGUUGUCCUAGGGGCAGAGGAAGGCGUGCGAAUUGCCGAGGCGAUGGGUGACAAGGCGCGAAUGAUUGUGCUGCAGAACCACGGCCUUUUGACUGCCGGUGGAACCGUCGAUGAGGCAGCGUAUUUGUUCACGCUUGCGGAGCGCUCUUGUGAGAUUCAGAUUAUGGUGGAGAGUACUGGUCUUCCCAAGAAUUUUGUGGGCGAGGAAGAAGCUGAGCUCACUGCGAAAGUUAAUGCUGACCCUGAAACCCUCUACACUGAAUUCCAGCCCGACUUCGAGUACGAGGUCUGGAAGUCGAACGGAGAGUUGUGCAAGGCUUAG
Penicillium canescens is the source of this 870-nucleotide messenger RNA. RefSeq lists its product as uncharacterized. Gene Ontology annotation, cellular component: cytoskeleton. The transcript has 3 exons. The coding region runs from base 1 to 870 and encodes 289 amino acids. Gene Ontology annotation, molecular function: actin filament binding. The record is from RefSeq and is a predicted model, not a curated record. NCBI's taxonomy places the organism in Eukaryota, Fungi, Ascomycota, Eurotiomycetes, Eurotiales, Aspergillaceae.